Trematomus bernacchii (emerald rockcod) is the source of this 758-nucleotide messenger RNA. It is a transcript of the gene bfsp2, whose product is annotated as beaded filament structural protein 2, phakinin. Gene Ontology annotation, cellular component: intermediate filament. NCBI's taxonomy places the organism in Eukaryota, Metazoa, Chordata, Actinopteri, Perciformes, Nototheniidae. The record is from RefSeq and is a predicted model, not a curated record. Gene Ontology annotation, molecular function: structural molecule activity. Gene Ontology annotation, biological process: intermediate filament organization.
GUUUGAGAGCGAGCAGCCCUUCAGGACUCUGGUCCAGGACGAGAUCUUCUCUCUGCACAAAGUGAUCCAGGAGGCGGGGCUCAGCAGGGCGGAGCUUCAGGAGCAGCUGGAGAGCAUGAGGGAGGAGCUACAGCACCUGGAGCAGGACCACCAGCAGGACGUCCGCAGUCUCUACGCUCAGAUGUCGGGCCGCGAGCUGGACCAGCCCGACGCUCCGAUCAGAACCAGUCUGGACCGGAUCCUGAGCCACAUCCGAAGCCACUGGGAGGCGCUGACGGAGAGGAACCGGGCCGAGACCGACUGCUACCUGGACGGCAAGGAGGCGCAGUGUGUGAGUCUGAGUCCUGAGGAGCAGCAGGUGGAGGCUCUGAAGGCCGAGUGCAGCGACACCUGCUGUCAGAUCCAGAACCAGCAGGCAGAGAGCGAGUCCAUCAGAGCACUGAGGCGGGGUCUGCAGAGCUCCCUGUCAGACGCUCAGCACUGGCAGCAGGUGGAGCAGCAGAACCGGGCCUCAGUGGUUCUGCAGCUGCAGGCGGAGCUGAGCGAGCUGCAGGAGGAGAUCCAGCAGCAGAGACGCCUCUACGACACGCUGCUGAGCAACAAGCAGCGCCUGGAGAGGGACGUGGGCGUGUACCACGGGGUGCUGGACGGGGAGGAGAGCCGCUUCACACCGGUUUCAGGUCUGCACUCAGUGCCCAAGGGAGACUCCAGGACUGACUCUGCAGGACCUCCAGGACCCUGAUCACUGAGGACCCUGA